Molecule: messenger RNA, 1306 nt
Organism: Dipodomys spectabilis (banner-tailed kangaroo rat)
Lineage: Eukaryota; Metazoa; Chordata; Mammalia; Rodentia; Heteromyidae
Gene: Znf385d
Product: zinc finger protein 385D
Exons: 12
Coding region: 145-1173 (342 amino acids)
Cellular component (GO): nucleus
Molecular function (GO): zinc ion binding; nucleic acid binding
Source: RefSeq, a predicted model, not a curated record
GGUGGUACAUGCCAGAGUCCUGCUCUCCCAGCCCUAGUCCGUCCACCAGCUCCCCCUUUGCAACCGUCGCUGGAUAUCAAACCAUUUCUUCCCUUUCCACUUGACACUACAGCUGCAGUCAACCUCUUCCCGAAUUUUAAUGCGAUGGACCCAAUUCAGAAAGCUGUAAUAAAUCAUACAUUUGGGGUUCCUCUUCCUCAUCGAAGAAAGCAAAUCAUAUCAUGCAACAUUUGCCAGUUGAGAUUUAAUUCUGAUAGCCAGGCUGCGGCCCACUACAAAGGCACGAAACAUGCCAAGAAGGUCAAAGCACUGGAAGCCAUGAAAAGUAAGCAGAAAUCUGUAACUGCCAAGGACAGCGCAAAGACUACCUUCACCUCCAUCACUACCAAUACCAUCACUACCAGCUCUGACAAAACAGAAUUCGCUGGCAAAAUAAAAGUGAGUUCAAAUAGUAAAAUUUCUGCUCAACAGGGUUGGGUCUAUCUUUUAGAGAAGUCCACGACACCAUUACCACCAGGAGCCUCCUCAAAAAAAACCAAAAAAACAAACUCAUGUCCUUCCACAGAGACGGAGGAGGAAAAGGCAAAACGACUGCUUUACUGCUCCUUAUGCAAGGUCGCUGUCAACUCGGCCUCACAGCUGGAGGCGCACAACAGUGGUACUAAGCACAAAACUAUGCUAGAAGCCAGGAAUGGCAGUGGGACUAUCAAAGCCUUUCCUCGGGCAGGAGUAAAAGGCAAAGGACCUGUCAACAAAGGAAACACGGGGCUGCAAAACAAGACUUUCCACUGUGAAAUCUGUGAUGUGCAUGUCAACUCAGAAACCCAACUGAAACAGCACAUUAGCAGUCGAAGGCACAAAGACAGAGCGGCUGGAAAGCCCCCGAAACCGAAGUAUAGUCCCUACAACAAGCUUCCUAAGACAGCACAUCAACUGGGGGUAAAAUUAGUGUUUUCAAAAGAACCUUCAAAGCCAUUGGCUCCCCGAAUUCUUCCCAACCCCCUCGCUGCCGCAGCAGCUGCUGCUGCUGUGGCAGUGAAUUCUCCCUUCAGUCUUCGAACUGCUCCUGCAGCCACUCUGUUCCAGACCUCUGCCCUGCCUCCUGCACUUCUGCGACCAGCGCCAGGACCCAUUCGGACCGCCCAUACUCCAGUACUGUUUGCUCCUUACUGAAUUCCAAACUGGAGUCGUUGUACUGCAAUAAUUUUUCACAAAACGAAACAAAAGAGAACUAUGCAGUGUUUAUUUAUAGUUUAAAGCAUAUCUGAAGAGCCAGGACUUUUGAUAGUGAAUUGAAAAGAUUAUU